Messenger RNA from Patella vulgata (common limpet), 1371 nucleotides. RefSeq names its product protein pitchfork. The record is from RefSeq and is a predicted model, not a curated record. Gene Ontology annotation, cellular component: ciliary basal body. The coding region runs from base 153 to 746 and encodes 197 amino acids. Gene Ontology annotation, biological process: regulation of cell projection organization. Gene Ontology annotation, molecular function: cytoskeletal protein binding. Lineage: Eukaryota; Metazoa; Mollusca; Gastropoda; Patellidae. The transcript has 6 exons.
GACGUGCCUGAAAUCUUACAUAGUUACCGUUUUCGUACAUAGCAACCGAAGACGCUAUUCAGAAAACUUGGAUAGUAUUACCAAAUUUUCGUACUAUUUGUAUUACUAUAGCCUUUCAAGCUGUAAUUGUGUUUCUCAAGAAACAAAUAGUCAUGCAGGUGGAAAAUCAACCCAAUGUCAAUGUGUCAUUUAUGACAACUCUGGACAGGGAAUUAUUCCCUACGAAAAUGCCACCGAAUAGAUUUGGGAAUGAAGUUGUUCCACUGCGAGGUGCACCACAUAGAGGACCCGGAUGUUAUGAAAAUGAAGAGAAAACAAAUUUUUGGUAUGGUGUUGAACAUAAGAUUACUAGUGAGAAAGGUUAUACACUGGGUGCAAGAACAGCUGCAAGAAUCCCAAAACAUACUGUAAUUCAGAAUCCUUGCCCUACAACGUAUCAGAAAACAUGUACAGACCCUAAAACAUUUGAAACCUCUAAAAAACCUUUCGAAGUUGGAGCAGAGAGAUUUCAGACAAAAAGAAGUUCAACAUCUAUUAUGGAAGCAAGCCCAGGACCUGGUACCUAUGAUCAAAGUAAUCCUAGAAAUCGACAAGUACAAUGGCACCAGUCUUUUGGGGGAGCUCCAGUUAUGUUACCAGAGAUUAGUGUUCAAAGCACAAUUCAUAAAAAUACUGAUAAGUUAUUUAGUACAAAAGAAGAAAAAAAAUUCUUCAGAAAAUUGGCAUACUUAAAACUCUACUAUUGAAGAACAGUUUAAUUUGUUUUUAUUUUGCGAAAAGGAAGAAUUUCAAUUUAAUGUGUGAUUGCUAAUAACUUUAACUGUAACAGUGAAACCUAUAUGUAUUGGGCUACAUUUGGGAAAUUUUAAAAGAUGUAGUCCAGGCUAUUCAGACUGUUGUUAUAAAAUUGCUUCCUGCCUAUAAUAAACACAGCCUGGAAAGUAUUGGAUAGCAAUCGAGGGUAGAAAAUCUUUUUACAACAAACCCUAUUCUACUUAAAAAAAUUUCUGAAUAGAAUAUUUCCAUCUUUAGAAUUCGCAUCAGAUAAUAUAAAUCUCUCUAUCAAUUGAUACAGGACAAUAUUUUAACAUGCCUAAAUUUAAAGAAGAACUGCCAAAAAGGAAAGGAUUUUGUGUAGGAAUAAAUUGUCUCCGUGUCAGUUUUCAUUUCCUAAAGAAUGUCAAGCUUUCAAGUGUUCCUUUUAUUAUUAAUUGUUAUUGGUUGUUUGUGACGAUUGUUUUCCCAUUGAUCAUGUAAACUCAAAAACAAGAAAAUAACAUAUCUUUAUAUAAAAUAUUAACUAGGCCUGGGAAAUUGUUAAAUUGUAAAACAUGUACAAAAUUUUGUAAAUAAAAAAUAUAAUCUAUUGUA